AUGCAAACCUCGCCGCUAGCCAACCCAUUGGUUACUGUAGCCCAACUAGAGACCUCAGGAUCACAGCUCGACAGAUUACCGCCGGAUCUCGAAGACUCAGUCAAAUAUGCUGGCGCGAGACUUACGCAAGCUGCCGGUGCACUGCUCAGACUGCCACAGGAGGUUAUAGCACAAUCAAUCAUUGUGUUCAUGAGGUUCUGGGUUGGCGCAGAAGGUGGAAGCCUGGCCGAGUUUGGUGCUGGCCAAGUGUCGGCUUCUUCGCUAUACCUCGUCGCUAAGCUUUCCGCAUAUCCAAAGUCGGCGCGUAGUCUCGUCAACGUCUACGCAUAUCUCGAUGCUUUCCCUCUUCCUCCCAUGGACGCUGAGCCGGAGGAGAGCAAAGCUGAGAUGUACUACGUCUCCGAAGGCAUAUUCGAGCGCCGACGAGCUUCCCUCUACGAGACCGAACAGCGCAUUUUGAAGACACUCGGCUUCCAGGUACAAGCAAAGUUACCGUAUACCCUCUGCAUCACGUACAUGCAAGCGCUCGAUGUUUUCACACACCCACGCGCCUCUGAGCUCGCCAAACGCGCAAUUGCACACCUGAAUGCUGCUCUGCUAAGCCCUCAGCUUCUGUACCUUACACACCAACCCCCAAGCUUGGCCACCGCAGCGAUAUAUCUGGCGGCGAAAGAAGCGGGUAUCAAAUUGCCGGAAGUUGAGUGGUGGGAGGUGUUCGAUACGGACAGAGAAGAACUCGGCUUCCUCUGUGUAGGGUUUCUAAGCAUAGAAGGAUUUGCAGAGCAAGAAAAGGAAAGAUGGUUUGGUCGAAGGGUACCUCUCACAGUUGAGGAAGUAAAUGCUGAGAUGAAGAGGCGGAAUGAGGGCGCUGCGUAA
This is a messenger RNA of Ascochyta rabiei, 876 nucleotides long. RefSeq lists its product as uncharacterized. The transcript is spliced from 2 exons. Gene Ontology annotation, molecular function: cyclin-dependent protein serine/threonine kinase regulator activity. Lineage: Eukaryota; Fungi; Ascomycota; Dothideomycetes; Pleosporales; Didymellaceae. The record is from RefSeq and is a predicted model, not a curated record. Gene Ontology annotation, biological process: regulation of transcription by RNA polymerase II. Gene Ontology annotation, cellular component: nucleus. The coding region runs from base 1 to 876 and encodes 291 amino acids.